AUGGGCUCAGCUGGUAAUGGAAACGUAGGGGGUUUGCUUGUGAUGAGGGGCACUGGAAUUGUGGUUAAAGAGAGGACGGCAGAGGCCAGCGCAGCUCAGCAAUCUCUGGUGGAAGGAACGGUUGCCUGCGUUUUGAUAGCACCGCGAACUGGCGCAGAACUCCAACCAGUCGAAGAGCACAAGGCCGCAGACAAGACGAACCACCUUGGGCUAGUCGCCCAUCCAGACCGUCGUAUCGUUCCAACCAUCCGACUACGCAAAGACCGAAGACCGGACGACGACCCUCCAUCGGACGACAUUAUAUGGGGCCAACAGGGUCAGAACCACGAGCAAACACCUCUGCAGACUACGGACACAGUUGCGGCAACCAGCAGAGAACAGGGACGGACGACGCGGCAAGAAACCGGGACUACGAAGGGCAACUGCGCAGCCAAGAGACGCAGAGAAGCCUCAAGCUUGCGCAAGAUGCAGCAGCAGAAGCUCAAGCAGAGGAUGAAGAAGGCUCUGGGCAAGAUCCAGAAGAAGCUGCUACACCUAGAAGACUGA
Colletotrichum spaethianum is the source of this 546-nucleotide messenger RNA. RefSeq lists its product as uncharacterized. Bases 1 to 546 code for a protein of 181 amino acids. The record is from RefSeq and is a predicted model, not a curated record. The transcript has 2 exons. NCBI's taxonomy places the organism in Eukaryota, Fungi, Ascomycota, Sordariomycetes, Glomerellales, Glomerellaceae.